This is a messenger RNA of Anolis carolinensis (green anole), 2700 nucleotides long. RefSeq names its product kelch-like protein 9. The transcript has 4 exons. Lineage: Eukaryota; Metazoa; Chordata; Lepidosauria; Squamata; Anolidae. Gene Ontology annotation, molecular function: protein binding. The record is from RefSeq and is a predicted model, not a curated record. Bases 198 to 2084 code for a protein of 628 amino acids.
UUGCCUUGGGAAGGACACAUCAGCUGACCUGCUCUCCUUGGCAGCCUGAAACAGGACAACACAGCAGGCCAAACAUGAGCCAAGCAGAAGGGAAUGGGCACUCAAGCCAUUUGGAGGUCAAGAAGGAUGCUUUGACGGUGAUGCCCUGAGUUGAAGGAGAGCAACUGUAUCUCCGCUUUCCUUGUCCGAAGGGGCCGAUGUCUCUCGACGGUCAACCCCGGAGCCUUUCUUCGGACGUCUACCUCUCCAGACUCGUGGAGGGUCUUGGGGGCCUCCGCUCCGGGAACGUCCUUUGUGACGUGACGUUGGAGGCCGAGGGGGUCUCCUUCCCUGCCCACAAGGCUGUCCUGGCUGCGGCCAGCGGCUACUUCAAGAUGCGCUUUGGGAGAGAGGAUGCAGACGGCAAUGGACACCUCAAAGUCGGCUCCGUCUCGGCCCGAGGCCUAGAGAGCGUCCUCUCCUUCGUCUACUCCAACCGCCUGGCACUGACCCUCCGGACCGUGGAGGAGACCUUCUGGGCGGCCGAGGCGCUGCUGGUGCGCGAGGUGAUGGGCCUCUGCUUCCGCUUCCUGGAGGACAGUCUCAGCCAGGAGACCUGCCUCCGGGUCCUCAAGAUUGCCAAACGGAUCGGACCGGCGGAGCUGACGGAAAAAGCGGUUUGUUGCGUGAGCAGGCAUUGCGCGGAGAUCCUGACCGAUCCGUCGCGGCUGAAGGACCUGGAUGGAGACACAUUUUGUGAAAUCCUGGACAGAGAGGAUACGCAAGGUCUCACGGAGCUGGAACUCUUCCAGGCAGCUCUCAGCUGGUUGCAACAAGAUGACGCACGGCUCAAAGAUGCGCCCCGUCUCUUACGGAGAAUCCGGUUCCCGCUCAUACCGCUCAGAGACUUGCAGGGAUGUGUCCGGGAAGAGCCCGUCGUGAAGGCAGAGCCCGCUUGCCGCCGGUAUCUCCAGGAGGCCUUGGACUAUCAUUCCCAGCCGUACGCACAGCCGGUCCUGCAGAGCGAGCGGACAAAGGUCCGAGGAGGGGCCCACGCGCUGCUCGUCCUCGGCGGCAGGUCUGCAGACAACACCAUCCGCAGUGAUGUCUGGGCGGCUGCGGAUCAGAGUUGCCGUUCCUGGGAGGAGAUUGGGAAACUGAGCGGGCCCACGUACAACCACUGUGUUGCUGUGAUGAACAACUUCGUCUUUGUCAUGGGCGGCCAGGAUAAGUUUGACCCCACAGGGCAAUUUCCUUCCAACAAGGUGCUCCGGUUCGACCCCCGGUUCCGCACGUGGCUCCAGGUGGUCGGCAUGCAGGGCCGGCGUACACGUUUCCACGCGGGGGCUUUGAAUGACCGGCUGGUGGCCGUGGGGGGAGGAACGCUGCUGGGGACCCUCACCGGCGCGGCCGAGGAGUACCGUCCGGCCAAGAACCAAUGGCGCAGCAUCACGCCUUUCCCGGUGCCCAUCGCCGACCACGCCGGAGCCACACACAAAGGCAUCCUCUACGUAUCGGGAGGUUUUGCAAGAGGCGAAACCUCGCCUGACGUCUACAGCUACCUCUCCCGCCUGCGCCAGUGGGUGAAGAACCGGCCCAUGACCUUUGCCCGCUGCAACCAUGGGAUGGCCGCCCUCGAGGACAGGCUCCUCUGCGUCGGAGGACGGGCCCUGAGCAAUGAUGGGGAAUGGGUUCCCGUCACCAAGACGGAGUCUUACUGCCCGGUUUCUGACCAGUGGACCCUGCUGGACCUCCCUGCUUUGGACCUCUGCCAGUUUGGCCUCGCCGCACACCAGCAACAACUGUACAUCACGGGGGGCGGCUCGCUGUGCCACCGGAGCAAAGAGGAGGGUGUCUACAUCUGUGACACGAACCAGAAAGCAUUUGGGAAGGUGGGGUCCCUGCCCGUGGCCCUGGCAGACCAUGGCUCCUGUUUUGUCCACCUCCCCAUGCGCAAACAGAUGGGUGAAGAGGAGCCACUGGUCAGCGGAAGGAAGAAAUCCUCCCUCAACUUGCGCAUGACCAACACACACAGUCCAAGCUGCUCUUCAGAGGGGGUGAAAUCAACAAGGAACACGUGGUCUGAAGCUCCAAUUGACAUGUAAACAAUGGGAUUUUUACAGGUCAUAAAAUCAUAGUUGAAAAGCACAAUCAAAGCCCCCUCAACAGAUGGCCAUCCAUCCAAUGGUGGGAGUGUAAGAAAAUUAAAGAUUACUGGAAGAAGAUUCAUAAAGCGACACAAAAAAUAUUACAAAAAAAACUUCCCCUUACUACCAGAAAUAUACUUGCUGGGAAUUUCUAACAUAAAGCUUAAUAAAAACCAAGUCAAAAUACUAUUUCUUAUAGGGACAGCGGCAAGACUCGUUCUUGCUAAGGUAUGGAAGCAAAAAAAUGUCGCCACUAUUGAAGAUUGGAUCUUAAGAUUAUUUGACAUCAUUCAAAUGGACAGUCUGACACAAAAACUUAGACAUGAAAAGGGAAAAACAGACUGGUCAGGCUUCAGAGAUUUUAUUAGAAAAAGCGGCUACACCCUUAAAAUAGACCUAUCCGAUGUAUUAAAAAAAAAAGAGGCAUAUUAGGACGGCUAGAUCGGAAGAAAAAAUGAACAUUGGCAACGAAUAACAGUCCCCAAAGAAGAUCUUGGGAAGUCAACUUUUUGCUUUUUGUUUUGUAUUUUUUUGUCUUUUUAUUUAAUUAUUAUUAUUAUUUUAAAAAUUAAUU